UUCCGCUCCCGGGUCAGGUGACGCGCUCGCGCCCCGCUCCGCUCCGUCCCGCCGCCGCCGCCAUGACGGGGCUCGCGCUGCUGUACGCGGGGCUGGGCCUCGCCGCCUGGGCCGCCCUGCUGGGCGUCGGGAUCUGCUACACAAUAUUUGACCUGGGCUUCCGCUUCGAUGUGGCCUGGUUCCUGACAGAGACCUCCCCUUUCAUGUGGUCCAACCUGGGCAUUGGCCUGGCCAUCUCCCUGUCAGUGGUGGGAGCUGCCUGGGGGAUUUACAUCACAGGCUCCAGCAUCAUCGGCGGUGGAGUCAAAGCCCCUCGGAUCAAAACCAAGAACCUGGUGAGCAUUAUUUUCUGCGAGGCUGUGGCCAUCUAUGGGAUCAUCAUGGCGAUUGUCAUCAGUAACAUGGCUGAGCCUUUCACUGCGGACACCCCAGAGACGAUUGGAGCUAGGAACUACCAUGCAGGUUUCUCCAUGUUUGGGGCUGGUCUGACUGUGGGGUUGUGCAAUCUCUUCUGUGGGGUCUGCGUGGGCAUUGUGGGCAGCGGGGCUGCCCUGGCUGAUGCCCAGAAUGCCAGUCUCUUUGUCAAGAUCCUGAUCGUGGAGAUCUUUGGCAGUGCCAUAGGGCUGUUUGGAGUCAUCGUUGCUAUCCUGCAGACAUCUAAAGUAAAAAUGGGCAACUGAGCUUUUGUCCACACCAGCCUGUUCCAGCCCUGCCCCAAGAGGUGCUGUAUAUACUUAUUUAAUGUUUCUAUCCUUGAUUGGGGUGGGAGCUGCCCGGCAGCGGGAGCAGGAGCCUGGCUGUGUAGAGCCCCGCCCUGCCCAUCAGUCGGCCCCUUGGAGGAAACAAAUUUCUCUGUGUGAAUUCUGCCCCAGUGGCCUGGCCCAGCCUGCGGGGCCCUGCUGCUGCGUGUCCCCGGUGUGUGUAGAAUCGACCACCAGUGCAAUUCUGUGUCCGUGAAAUAAAUAUGGUUCUCAUCCAAGGA
Molecule: messenger RNA, 982 nt
Organism: Apus apus (common swift)
Lineage: Eukaryota; Metazoa; Chordata; Aves; Apodiformes; Apodidae
Gene: ATP6V0B
Product: ATPase H+ transporting V0 subunit b
Exons: 8
Coding region: 63-680 (205 amino acids)
Biological process (GO): proton transmembrane transport
Cellular component (GO): proton-transporting V-type ATPase, V0 domain
Molecular function (GO): proton-transporting ATPase activity, rotational mechanism
Source: RefSeq, a predicted model, not a curated record